UGUUGGCUCGAAGGGCCAGUUGCCACAGUUCAGGCAGCAAAAAGGGAACAGUCUUGGUGUUUUUGUAAGGAAGAAUGAAGAUCAGGAGGUAGAACAGUGUAAUGGUUCUUUCAUACGGUCAAUGGGCUCAAAGUAAUAUUGUUUUUUUUUACUUUGUUGUCACAGUUACCAUGUGCAUCAGUGAAAACAGACCAUCGCUAACCUGUUUAGACUGAAGACAUUUAGGGUUUCUGUAUAAGGGAGGAAGUAAGAACUGGGAGUGAGGAGGAGCGGGAGGAAGGUGCAAAGACAGACAUAAAUGAGCUACACAAGCAGAGCUCUGCUCAUAAGGCUGUGAGUCCUUAGCAGCGUCUUUCCUCUGAUGAUGGAGACCCAGGAGGAGCCUGAACUCUGCUUUCCACAUCUCCUUAACGCCUCCUGCAGGAAACAUGCUCGUCCUCACUCUGAGGCAAUGCUCAUUUAUAUUCUGCUGUCCUUCAUCUCUUUGCUCACUGCGAGUCUCAACCUGCUGGUCAUCGUCUCCAUCUCCCACUUCAGGCAGCUCCACACUCCCACCAACCUCCUCCUCCUCUCUCUGGCUGUCUCCGAUUUCCUCGUCGGUCUUCUUGUGAUGCCAUUUCAAAUUCUAUUGAUAAAACCCUGCUGGCUUCUAGGUGACGUGUUGUGCACUGUUUGGUUUUUUGCACCUUAUAUUACUAUUUAUUCUUCAGUAACAAACAUGGUUCUGAUCUCAGUCAACCGAUAUCUGGCCAUAUGUGACCCUCUGCGUUACUCCACCAAAUUUUCUCAGAAAACAGUUAAGUUCUGUGUCUUGCUGUGUUGGCUUUAUUGUGUUAUGUAUAGUUUCAUUGUUUUAAAUAAUAACCUAAAGCAACCAGGCAGGUUUAACUCCUGCUAUGGAGAAUGUGUGAUUAAUGUCAUUGGAGCUGUCGACCUGGUUCUAAGCUUCAUCAUCCCAUUCUCAGCCAUCAUCAUCCUGUAUGUGAGGGUGUUUGUGGUGGCUGUGUCUCAGGCUCGUUCCAUGCGCUCCCACGUUGCAGCUGUUAAAGUGCAGCGUUCACUGACUGUGACUGUCAGGAAAUCAGAGAUUAAAGCAGCAAAGACUCUUGGUGUGACAGUUGUUGUGUUUCUCAUGUGUUACUGUCCUCCUUACUGUGUGUCUCUCUCUGGAUACAAGCUGAAAAUCGGUACUUCAACUAAUGACUUUUUAGUUUUUCUACUUUUAUCAAACUCUUGUCUGAAUCCUUUGAUUUAUACCUUUCUCUACCCCUGGUUUAGAAAAUCUGUUAAACUCAUUCUUACUCUACAGAUACUGCAGCCUAAAUCCAGUGAGGCCUGUGUAAAGUAGACUGACUAUAAACGCUGACUAUGUACACGUCAACAAGAUACUUAAUGAUUUUUUACUUUAAUAAUGCACUAAACACGAUCUGUUAAACAUUGUGGCAAAGAAUUGUUUACCCAAAGUGGUUGUAUGUGCUCAAU
Messenger RNA from Betta splendens (Siamese fighting fish), 1482 nucleotides. Its product is annotated as trace amine-associated receptor 8a-like. Lineage: Eukaryota; Metazoa; Chordata; Actinopteri; Anabantiformes; Osphronemidae. The coding region runs from base 362 to 1348 and encodes 328 amino acids. Gene Ontology annotation, molecular function: trace-amine receptor activity. The record is from RefSeq and is a predicted model, not a curated record. The transcript is spliced from 2 exons. Gene Ontology annotation, biological process: G protein-coupled receptor signaling pathway. Gene Ontology annotation, cellular component: membrane.